AUGUGCAUCCAGCUCGUCGCUGUGUGCUCCUGGUGCGGCCUCGAGACUUUUGGGUAUCACCUCGUCAAGCCUUGCGAAGUGAGAGCCUAUGAGUUCAGCACCGUAGACCUGAUGCUGUUCAACGACUACCUCAGCCGGUGUCGUGAAUACGGACUUGGAAGUGCGCUGGUCUUGCACCAGCAGGUGCAAAAUCCUCGGGGCCAGCUGAUCUUCGAGGUCUUGAUGCAAAAUAGGCCCAUCUUUACCAUCCGAGACAGAACGACACUGAUAAACACAGCCGUGGAUGCUGGCUGGGGCUCAGGGCUCGCUUGGUUCACCCAGCAGCUCAUGGCUGGCAACAACGUUGGCUUUCAAGGAGUUCAGCUUGGUCAUGCCGGUCAAUACCUUCAGCCCGGCCUGCCUUACAUGCCCAGGCCAGCUCUUCCCUACGACCAGAUCCCCGCUAGAGAAGAGCAUGCCGCUGCGGGUAACGAUGUUCUCGACGACGCCUAUCCGGAUCCUAUUGUCGACCAAGGGUUCGGGGCCGAGGAGUUUGACAACGGUGAGUUCGACCUCAACCAACAGGAGCGGGACAACCACGGCACUGUUAAGAACCGGGCUAGCUCGUCGACUCGGUCUCGGAUUCAACGGGGUGGGGACCCGUGGACCGAUGAAGACGACAAAUUCCUUGUCCGCCUCAAUGCAGAAGGGCUGUCAGAUUGGGACAUCAUUGAGCAAUACCCCGAGGUAUUCGGUGGCCGCACUACGAGCGCCCUCGAGACACGACGUUCUAGGCUGAAGAGGACACAACGAGCUCGAGCUCGGGCAGCCGCAGCCAACGCCGGCUGCAAACCGGGUAAAGUCAAUCCUCGCCGGGAGCCCGACUCGGAUACCGAACCCGAACCCGGCCCUGGCGCAAACCCCGGCACAAGCUACAGUGAGGGUCAAAUCGCAGCCUACUGGGAAGCCUAA
Parathielavia appendiculata is the source of this 951-nucleotide messenger RNA. RefSeq lists its product as uncharacterized. The transcript is spliced from 3 exons. NCBI's taxonomy places the organism in Eukaryota, Fungi, Ascomycota, Sordariomycetes, Sordariales, Chaetomiaceae. Bases 1 to 951 code for a protein of 316 amino acids. The record is from RefSeq and is a predicted model, not a curated record.